AUGACUUCUAUUAUCAUUCCUCAACAGAAGAGCAUCAUCGAUUUGAUUGAUGAAGAGUUGUAUACGGUGCCCAACUCGCCAAUCUUGAAUCAUUCGUCUCCCGUUUAUAAUCCAUUAUUCCUGGGAAGCAGCAACUAUUUCCAAACUUCAAGCAGGGACACCUCGUCGGCCUACGCUGCCACGGUGGCCGCCGCUACCGCUGCCUUUACCACGGCGCAGUUGCAAGCCCCCACCCCAUUAUCCGCACCAUUGCCUGUGGCCGUGGGCUCGUCUUCCGCUACGUCCCCCCUGAGUGCGAUGACACCUCAGACGCCUGGUUUGUUCAAUUUUAACAACUUGAACAAGCCCCAAAACAACCAGAAGAUCUUCAACGACUACAGUGAUCCAGAACACUCGUUCAUUCAACCUAACCGUUUGAUGAGAGCUCCUGUUGAGUCUGCGAACCCUCAACUGCCACAAACCCAACAAAAUAUCACAGCGAGUGUUAAUCCUUUUAAGGCCAGAAGUAGAGCUAAAAGUAUGAAGAUCAAGACUUUAUCGCCUCCUCCAGCUGGUAAGUUCGAUGAUUUGUUUGAUCCAAACUCCAAGCCUUCAUCGUCUUUUAACUUUGACUUUGAAAAUGAUAAUGACUCGAUUUUCGUCCACCACCACACUAAUAACUCAAGCAAUCGCCUUAAUGAGCCGCUCAAGAAUCUUGGGUCUGAUGAAAUAACUACAACCAUCGAUUUCAAUGACUAUAAUGACUACGAAUUUGAUGAGUUGGAUGAUAUGAGCGACUACGAAAGUGAUGACGACAAUCUUUUUGAUUACUAUGACGAAAAUGAUAUCUAUAAUGGCAAUGUAAUGGGAAAUGACGACUCCACCCCAUUGGUUUCGAAUGAAAUGAACGGAUUUAAUGACGGAUUACUUGGUGAUUAUACUUUGAAACCAUCCUUUAAUAAUGAUGAUGAUUCCCUCAGCAUGGGGGUCAAGCUUACCGACUUAAAUGAUCAGAUCGACCUUGAAGAGAUGGACACCGAUUUGAACGAUUUGAAUGACUCGUUGACCCAAGAGAAUGUUAUCGAUGAUGACGCUCAAGAUGAUGACGAUGAUAGUAUGGAUAUCGACAUUGGACUCGACGAGGUUCAUAGCCAAAGCAGUGAUAGCAGUUUUGAUAAGCAUGACGCUGAUGGCUUGUCCGAGAAGAAGACAAAGAAGAAGUACGAUGAAAUUCUCGAUCACCAUUGCAACUUGAUCAAUCCGAACACAGGAGUUCCAUGCAAUAAGCAAUUUUCCAGACCGUAUGAUCUUAUCAGGCACCAAGAGACCAUUCAUGCCGCUAAAAAGAAGAUCUUCCGAUGUGUUAUUUGCGAAGGUAGAUACAAUGGAGGCAAGGGAAAUGGAAAGUCCAAAACCUUUAGCAGAGGUGAUGCAUUAUCUAGACACAUCAAAGUCAAGCAUCAGCUAGUGGGACAAGAAGCAUUGGAAUUAAUCAACGACGCCAAAGAAAAUGCCGAAUUUGUCUCUGUUUGA
Yamadazyma tenuis ATCC 10573 is the source of this 1512-nucleotide messenger RNA. It is a transcript of the gene RPN4, whose product is annotated as stress-regulated transcription factor. Lineage: Eukaryota; Fungi; Ascomycota; Pichiomycetes; Serinales; Debaryomycetaceae. The record is from RefSeq and is a predicted model, not a curated record.